AUGGCUCUACCGCCGGCCCAACCUGCUUACAUCCUUCGUGGUCAUGGCUCGCAGAUUCACGCAACGGCGUUCAUACGCUCGAAUACUCGAUUACUGACGGGCGAUGCGGACGGGUGGAUCGUGAUAUGGAGUUUGGCGACGAAGAGACCUGUAGCGGUCUGGAAGGCCCAUGAAGGAUCCAUACUGGGGAUCAAUGCUUGGGGGUCUGAGAAGCUUAUCACACACGGCAAAGACAACAGACUUGUCGUCUGGAAGUUGUCCGAGGAAGAUGAAUCAUCCAUGAGCGUCGUCCUCCCCGUGGACACCCCACCAGAACCACGAAAGCAGCCAUGGCUACUGCAUAUCUUGCAUGUGAAUACCAUGAACUUCUGUUCGUUCGCACAAGCGGAGGUCCCGAGUACAGAACACGAGUUGCUAAUAGCAGUGCCUAACACACUAAGCUCUGAAACAGUUGACAUCUUCCAACUACCGACAUGCCAACGCGUCCACAAUGUUCCUAAUCCUAACUCUUUCAAAGGCGGGAUGAUUAUGGCUUUAUCCAUUUUACAUCAUGACCAAACUGCGGAUUUAACUGUUAUUGCUGGCUACGAGAGUGGACAUACCAUUGUCUUUCAGCAUUCCAGUGGUACUUGGCAAGCACUUUACAGAACUCAAGCACAUAGCCAACCGGUCCUUUCACUUGACGUCGAUCCCUCGAAAGAGUUCUACUUGACUUCCUCAGCUGAUGCCAUUGUCGCUAAGCAUCCGAUUCCAACUUCGGCGGAAAUCGUCAUCAAGUCCAGUGAUGAUGAGCCAUUGAAGAUCUUCAAGACGGGCCAUGCAGGACAGCAGAGUUUAAAAAUAAGGAAUGAUGGAAAAAUAGCCGCGACAGCGGGAUGGGAUAGCAGAGUGAGGGUCUACGGGACGAAGAACAUGAAAGAGUUGGCGGUCCUGAAGUGGCACAAAGAGGGAUGCUAUGCUGUCGCUUUUGCUAAUGUAUUAGAGAACUCGAGCGAGGAGGAGAAGAGCGGGGGCGAGUUGGUGAAGAGAACCACCACACUGACGGUCAAAGGGGAGAGACUUCUGAAGGCCAAGACAGCACAUUGGAUUGCAGUCGGCAGUAAGGAUGGGAAAGUCAGUCUAUGGGACAUCUACUAG
Mollisia scopiformis is the source of this 1137-nucleotide messenger RNA. Its product is annotated as WD domain-containing protein. The record is from RefSeq and is a predicted model, not a curated record. The transcript has 3 exons. Gene Ontology annotation, molecular function: protein binding. Bases 1 to 1137 code for a protein of 378 amino acids. NCBI's taxonomy places the organism in Eukaryota, Fungi, Ascomycota, Leotiomycetes, Helotiales, Mollisiaceae.